This is a messenger RNA of Hyla sarda, 2957 nucleotides long. It is a transcript of the gene GPR27, whose product is annotated as G protein-coupled receptor 27. The record is from RefSeq and is a predicted model, not a curated record. The transcript has a single exon. Bases 281 to 1393 code for a protein of 370 amino acids. Gene Ontology annotation, molecular function: G protein-coupled receptor activity. Gene Ontology annotation, cellular component: plasma membrane. Lineage: Eukaryota; Metazoa; Chordata; Amphibia; Anura; Hylidae. Gene Ontology annotation, biological process: G protein-coupled receptor signaling pathway.
GCAUUGUAGUGGAGAUGGCAUGUCUGUCUCUGCUGCAGUGGUGCUUCCCUGGCCCCCAUGGACUGCCCUGAGCAGACAGACAGAGGAUCUAGUUGUACAGCAGCAAUGCCAGAGGCUGUGGACCUGCAUUCAGACGUGGGCACUGUGUGUACCCAGCUCUCAGUGUGCCUGCUGCUGCUGCUGCUGCUGUGCUUUCACCUUGCAUAUCUAUUCUAGCAGAGCCUGAGCUGCCUGAUGAUUCUCCUGAUCUGCACAGGACUCGCAGGCAGCAGCUGUCUCCAUGGCUGGUCAUGAGCUGCAGAAAGGCAAUGCAUCCCUUCUCCCCACUGACAUCAGCCCGGGUUCGGUGGCUAAGCUGGCAUCCCUGGGCAUCAUUGCCUGUGUUAGCUUGCUGGGCAAUCUCCUGUUUGCAUUCAUCACCCUGAGAGACAAGAGCCUGCAUAGGACUCCCUAUUACCUGAUGCUGGAUCUGUGUGUCGGAGAUUUCAUCCGCUCUUUGCUUUGUUUCCCUCUGGUGCUGAAAUCCAUCAGCAGCGGAUCCCAAUGGACCUACAGCAAGAGGAGCUGCAGGAUCAUGGCCUUCGGAGCUGUCUUGCUUUGCUUCCAUGCUGCUUUUAUGCUGCUGUCCAUCAGCUUGACCAGGUACAUGGCCAUAGCCCACCAUAGGUUCUUCUGCAAGAGGAUGACAGGCUGGGCAUGCAUUCUGAUCAUUGCUAUGGCAUGGAUCCUGUCCAUGGCUAUGGCCCUACCACCUGUCUUUGAGGUGGGCACCUACAAGUUUAUUAGGGAAGAAGAUCAAUGCACUUUUGAGCAUCGAUAUGUCAAGGCCAAUGACAGCCUGGGCUUUCUUCUAAUGCUGGCCUUCAUUGUGGGGGCCACACACUUUAUCUAUAUGAAGCUGCUGUUCUUUAUAUAUGAUCACAGGAAGAUGAAGCCAGCUCAGUUGACUCCAGCCAUCAGCCAAAACUGGAGCUUUCAUGGACCUGGGGCAGCUGGGCAAGCAGCUGCCAACUGGAUAGCAGGAUUUGGAAGAGGCCCAACACCACCCACUUUGGUGGGCAUGAGGCAGACCACUCAGACCCAGAUCAGGAGGCUUCUGGUGCUGGAGGAAUUCAAGCUGGAGAAGAGGCUCAGCAAGAUGUUCUAUGUCAUCACCUUCCUAUUUCUUCUCUUCUGGGCCCCUUACCUUGUGGCCUGCUAUCUUAGGGUCUUUAUGAGGUCUGCUGCCCUCCCUCAGGGGUAUCUGACUGUGGCAGUGUGGUUAACAUUUGCUCAGGCUGGAGUGAACCCCAUUGUCUGCUUCAUGCUGAACAAAGAAAUCAGGUUGUCUUUGAGAUCUUAUUUACCUUGCAGGGAUACUCAGACACAAAGGGAACCUUAUAUUGACACAUAACAUCUUAUUAUACCCCUGAAAGAAGCAAGAUUUAACCAGGAGGGCAAUUCUUUUUUAUUAUGCCAGUGGUGGUUUGGGGUAGAUAAUAGCACCCACUACCCAAACAUGUUUCAUUUGUGAUUUAUUGGAUGGCAUGAUGGUGUGUUGCCUAUGUGCAUUAUUGAGGGCUGGUGGCCAUGAUACUAGACAGUCAUUUAUUAAGACAAUGUGGCUAUUGCAGUGCAGCAGGUGAAUGGGCUGUCAAUCAUUGCUUUCCUAAAGGGAAUCUCAUUAUUAUGAUGGGGGUUACAGGUUGCAGCGACACUACAGGGUAUAAGGAAGAAGACUGGAUACAUUCUGGGUAACCAUGGAAACAUUAUACAUUUACUGCAUUCACCAUUAAAUGUUAAUAGCUUUGGCAUCCUGGUGGGGGUGAGGUAAAGGCAUGAGCUGUAAUCCUUGUUUUCCUUAUUCAGAAAACAAGGAAACUAAAAAACUAAAAUUGUCUGUUUUUUGCCCUAGCAACACUGUUCAGCUUUCAUUUUAGCAGCGCUAGUAAAGAUAUGAAACCUGAGCUCUGAUUGGUUGUUAUGGGGAAACAGGACAAUUUUUAUCCCCCCCCCCCCCUUCGUUAGUCCUUUUAGCCUUACACUCUUAGGGGGUCCCGAUUGGAUUUUAGUAGAGCAAAACUCUCUCUCUCUUUCUCUCUCUCUCUCUCUCUCUCUCUCUCUCUCCCUCUCUCUCUCUCUCUCUCUCUCUCUCUUAUGUCUAACUAUUGCAUGCCUAUCUAUCAGUCUGUCUGUCUCUCUAUCUCAUAUCUAGAAUGUCUAUCUUAUCUACCCAUUAUAUCUAGCUAUUGCAUUUUUUUCUAGCUAUCUAUCUUAUAUAUACUUAUCCAUGCAUAUCAUUAUACUGGGGGGGGGGGGGGGGGGGUAUAAGAAUGGGACACAUUUACUAAUACUGGUAUACACUUGCAUGUACAGUUUAGUGUAUACAGUAAAUUUACUAACAAGCCUAUUGUGGCAUAUGGCCCACUAUACACCAGAUUGUACCUCACUUAGCUCACCACGAAAAUUUAGAACUGAAAAUGUAAAAUAUAUAUAUAUUUUUUAAUUACACUUAAAAAUGUCAUGGGUGUUUGAAAAAUGACGCUGACACAGUGUAUUGUUGGCCUGUAGGAACCCUGUGCCCUGUAAUAUGCUGCUUGCCACAUUGGCUAAAAUUGGUAAGCACAAGGCAUACACAAGAACCUCUGUUAUUCCUUAAAAAUUCCCUAUGCUGUGCUACAUAAGCAAAGUAAAAAUGUUUUAGAGUGUUUGUUUAAACUGUUGCCUCCCCCUCCCCAAUUCUUUAGACUGUAGCUCGACUUUUUCUUAGAUUGGAUGCUGUGUAGUGCACAAGCCCAUCACUUAGGCCCUGUUCACACUAUAAAAUUCAUCCGUUUUAAAGAUCCGUUUAAUGUUCCGUUAUGAAAACCCUUAAAAUCGUUCGUUAAACAGACGUUACAAAAUCCCAUAUGGCCGUUACAAAAUCUCAUUAUAUUCUAUGGGAUUUUUACAUUUUCCGUUUUAACACGUCAUAGCCC